AUGAACAAACAACUGCUUCAGACUCUUCCACUGGCUAAAGGGAAGGACAUACACAACCGUAUAGCAAAGUUGGCACUGUAUAAGGAAUGUAUUGCGCUUGCUUCAAGUGUUAGUGAUCCUCUCGUGCGACAACACACAAUUGUAGAGGUUCGGGAAAAGUGGCUACUGAGCCGCGGUGAUGGCGGUCAGACAUUGCAGCUUCAGCUGGCGAGUGCUUUGGACAGAAUUGCGUAUGGGCGCAUGUGCGUAUCAAAACAACGACUGCGUCUCAUACCAAACGCAAGUGAAAAAUAUGAUUGGGGUGUUGUAAACCCUCUCGAGCACCACGCACAGCGAAUACAGCGCCGUGAAGAGAGGGAAAGUCCGGAUGCAUUUCCCCAUGGCGCAGGGCGUCGUGACUUUGUGCCAAUGACGAACUGGGGAUACGGAAACAUGGAUCCCGAUGCGGUCAUGCGCCAUAAGGAGUUGACGGACCGUCAGCAUUUUAUGGGCCCACAUUGGCGGAACAAACCCAAACCGGUGCUGUUGGAGGAUCUGAGCUUCGAGGAGCAAAUGUAUGUGCAGUUCCAAGGAAAACCAAAAAUGAAAAAGACACCCAAGAAACAUUAUUAG
This is a messenger RNA of Trypanosoma brucei brucei TREU927, 612 nucleotides long. RefSeq lists its product as hypothetical. The record is from RefSeq and is a predicted model, not a curated record. The transcript has a single exon. The coding region runs from base 1 to 612 and encodes 203 amino acids. NCBI's taxonomy places the organism in Eukaryota, Euglenozoa, Kinetoplastea, Trypanosomatida, Trypanosomatidae.